UCGCGCAAGUUUCUUAGUUACUUUAAAGCCCGAUAAAGGCGCUGCAUAAAUUUCAUACAAAGUCGACUUUGAUACGAAUUCUUUCUCUUAAAUGGUCGUGUGGGUCCUCAGAGCUCGUACAAAUAUUGACAACAUUUUAUUUUCAAUUUGUAGGAGAACAGUGUAAUUGCAACCUUAUUGGCAGAUAUUUAAUUUGUUUUUGCGCAUUGGUGAUUUGUAUUCAAUACGUAGCGUAGCAAAGAUAUAGUCGUCCGACUGCUUUAUAUCAUGACUGAUAAAGGUCCUCUAGUGACCGCAGCGGCAACAGCAUGCGCUCUCGGAGCAGCGUACUACGCUUACAAUGUUUAUAAGGAGACAAGGAAACCCAAGUUGCCUGAACAAUGGAAACAAGUCGGUACACUCAAGGACAUUUAUGUGUACCCUAUUAAAUCUUGCGGACCAGUACUUUUGAACAAGGUGGAAUGCAGUACACUGGGUCCGAAAGAUGGAUGGCUAAGAGACAGAGUGCUGAUGGUAGUAGACGACAAGUAUAACUUUAUAACGGCGCGCGGAUACCCUGAGCUGCUGCUGGUGCAUCCCCAAGUGAAGAGUUCCGUGCUCAGCUUGAAGCACGUCGACAUGGAGCCAUUGCACGUUAACUUGGCAGAAAUUAUACAAAUGAAGACAGCAAAAACUGCCAAGGUUUGGGGCACUACGGUCCCAGUCUAUGAUUGUGGCUUUGAACCCAGUGAAUGGUUCUCGAGGUUAUUAAAUCGUUCCGGGGAUAACUUUAGGCUGGUGUAUUACGCCUCACAGAAGUGUCGUGAGAUUGCAACUGGUGUUCCAAAUAGUUACUACAAGUUCACCAAAAAUGAUACGGGCGCUUUACCAGACGAAGUACCUUUUAAUUUAAUCAAUGAAGCAUCGGUUAACGAAUUGAACAGCCGUUUGAAAGAUUGUCAGGUGACUGCUCUUAACUUCAGACCGAAUUUUGUCCUUUCCGGCGCGGAACCGUACGCCGAGGAUAAUUGGAAAUACGUGAAGAUCGGUGAAAACGUUUUUGAAAUAAUAAAACCAUGCACUAGAUGCAUAUUAACUACUAUAGAUCCGGAGACCGGCGUGCGUAACUCGAAAACGGAGCCUUUAGAGACAUUGAAAUCAUACCGACAAGUAAUAGAUCCCGAGGAACGGAAGGCAACAGGCAGCUCUCCGCGUAUGGGCAUUCAGAUGUCACUUCGGUCGGAGCCCGGCCGCCUCGUGUCUUUGAACGAUCCUAUUUACAUCCCACAAUGAUGUUUUAAAUUUUGAUAUUUCAUGUAAAGGGUAUUUUUUUUUGGAAAAUAAAAUAUGUUUUUAAAAAA
This is a messenger RNA of Papilio polytes (common Mormon), 1340 nucleotides long. It is a transcript of the gene Marc, whose product is annotated as mitochondrial amidoxime-reducing component 1. The transcript has 8 exons. The record is from RefSeq and is a predicted model, not a curated record. Gene Ontology annotation, molecular function: pyridoxal phosphate binding; catalytic activity; molybdenum ion binding. The coding region runs from base 268 to 1272 and encodes 334 amino acids. NCBI's taxonomy places the organism in Eukaryota, Metazoa, Arthropoda, Insecta, Lepidoptera, Papilionidae.